Molecule: messenger RNA, 1317 nt
Organism: Sphenostylis stenocarpa
Lineage: Eukaryota; Viridiplantae; Streptophyta; Magnoliopsida; Fabales; Fabaceae
Source: the annotation of a GenBank genome assembly
AUGGCAGAGGAGUAUGUUGAACAGCCAUUGUUGGAGAGGAAGAAGUACUACGAGAACUGUCCUGGUUGUGAAGUGGAUAAAGCCAAAGAGUUGAGUGAGGGUCAGGGUGUAGCCUUUACAAAGCUUUUUAUGGUGUGGAUGCUGGUGCUAUGUGCUGAAGAUUUUCUAGAGUAUAUGAUCAAUGCAACUGCUAGAUGUGCCAAAGUAAGGGAUUUCAACAUUGCCAAAACAGAAGCUGAUACUAGUUCUUAUGCUGGUUAUCUGGGUAAGAUUACUUCUAGCCAUUUCCAUUUUAUGAAGGCUUCAAUUCUUGCCUAUACCACUGAACUUUUUCGAGAAGAACACCAAGCUCUUGGACUGUCAACAGUAAGUGCAGCUUGGGGCAUAGGUUUAAUUAUUGGCCCAGCAUUGGGAGGCUAUUUGGCUCAGCCAGUAGAGAAGUACCCACAUAUAUUUCCAAAGGAUUCCUUUUGGGAUAGGUUUCCAUACUUCUUACCCAACUUUGUUAUAUCUGUUGUUGCAUUUCUAGUAGCUAUGGGCUGCAUCUGGAUUCCAGAAACACUCCACAACCACAAUUGUAGCAAUGAAUCCAUAGAUGAUGCAACAGCUUUAGAAAAUGGAAGCAGUAGGGCUGGCAACGAAAAGAUAAUCCAAAAGAACGAAACCCUCUUCUAUAAUUGGCCCUUAAUGUCAUCUAUCAUUGCAUAUUGCAUUUUAUCACUUCAUGAUAUUGCUUAUUUAGAGGUUUUCUCGUUAUGGGCUGUGAGUCCUCGAAGUCUGGGAGGUUUGAGCUUUACAACUGAUGAUGUUGGUAAUGUGCUUUCAAUAUCAGGUGUUGCACUAAUUAUUUACCAACUUACCAUAUAUCCAAUUGUGGAAAAAGCUAGUGGUCCUAUUUCUGUUGCCCGCAUCUCGUCGAUGUUAUCCAUACCUCUUUUGCAAGGCUACCCCUUCAUAGCAUCGUUGUCAGGCUUAGCACUGUACAUAGUGUUAAGUAUUUUUUCAAUUCUGAAGAAUAUUCUGUCUAUGACCAUUAUAACUGGUUUGCUCCUUCUACAAAACCGAGCAGUGGAACAACACCAAAGAGGGGCAGCUAAUGGAAUUGCUAUGACAGGCAUGUCUCUAUUCAAUGCUAUUGGCCCUGUUACAGGUGGUACAAUAUUAGCUUGGUCGGAAAAGCGAAUAGAUGCUGCAUUCCUCCCAGGCACACAUAUGGUGUUCUUUAUCCUGAACAUUGUUGAAGCAGUUGGAUUACUAAUGAUGUUCAAACCAUUCCUUGUUGAGAAAAAGAAAACACAUUCAGAUCAGAUACACUGA